AUGCGGUAUCGCGUGGGCUGCGGAUACUGCCGCUGGCAGGGUUUCGGCGACUUCGCGUCCUUGCAGGAAAUUAACGCCUACCUGAACGGCAUGGCUUCCGGGAGAACGCCCGUGAUGAGCGACUGGCGGGACGCCCAACGCGAGGCGAAUUCGGUCAUUGGCCGGGCCUAUGGGCUUCUUCACGGGGAUUCGGACUUCUCCUCCUCCGCAAUAACGUCGUCGUCGUUCACUACAGCGAGGCCGGUGAGUUUUUCGAAAAUGGCGUGGGAUAAAUUUGUGGAUCUGCGGCGACCGGCGCGGAGCCAGCUCCUGCUCACCCGGCAACUCCCCUCACGUGAUACCGCGCGGCGUGGUCAAACUAAUAAUUCAUUCUCCCCCAUCGAUGACUUUACAAAACGUGAGGAGGAAGACGAAAAAAGAGUCUUUGAGGAAGUCGCGCGGUUGAAUCCGGCGUCUCGCUCGGCCGUGGAUCCGGCCGAUCCAUCCGCUUCGUCGGCAUCGUCUUUGCAUCCGGCGCUGGCGUUGGAUAAGCUGCGGGAGCUUUAUUUAAAUCGCGCGAUUCGCCGCGUCGCUCGGGCCGAAGCCGCGCCCUAUGCCAUACAUAACGACCCAAGUAGCCUUGAAAAGGCGUAUCAAGCCUAUCCAACCUACGUGAUGGAAAUAAAAUCUUCUGUAAGGUCUCCUUCACAAAGUUAUGAAAGCAAAGAAAUUGUCAAUAUCCAGGAUGAAACGGCUAUUUUCUCGGAUGAAAUAUGCUGGAUCUCGGCCUCGCAGCGUGCUCAAUGGGGCCUUCAUCCAACUUUCAUCACUGCCACACAGAAUCUUCGGAGACUUCGGAAUAUUUUUCAUGACUAUUCAACCUAUUUUAAAGACUAUAGUAGUGCUAGCAAUCGUACCACUAACAUUGCACCAUUAAGGGGGUUGAUCAACCCCUUUACUACCUCAUUCUUAUCAUCAUCAUCAUCAUUAGUAAACUUUCCAAAAGACCAAGCAGAUAAAGAACCCACUUCGGAUCUCUCACCUUUAAAUGUGCUACUUCAACAACCUGAAAAUCGAAAGUUCUGCAAAAAACUUAUUAAUUACUUUCCAAAGCAUUUAUCGAAAGAGGCAAUUAUCGCAACAGCAUUUUGUAAUAUCCAAGAUAGCGUAAAUGAAGAGUUAAAAGUUUCCAAAAGGGCUGAUACCUUUAAAAAUACAGACAAAAAAGAAGAAGCGGAAGGAAAAGAAAGGGAACUUAGAAGUGAUUCUAAUGUUGAAUUUCGGAAAGAUGCGUCAAGCCCCUCUGGGGCAAAAAAGAGCUCAUUGACCCAAACUCUCGUUAUACUUGAUCGAAGCGAGGAUGAAGACGAUGUUAAACAAAUCUUAGAAUACUGGCAAUCUCACCGAGACACUUCGGAAUCCGAUUUGUUAUCCUCCCAAAAGUUGAAUCUUAGCUAUAAUAUCGUUUGUGCGAAUCACUUCAGUGCGGUCCAGACCCUGCCCUAUCUUCAAUACAUAUAUCCUUCACCUUUGGUGAACACGUCUAACGAUUUUAACGAAUUAUCCACUAUAGAGCAUCAAGCUAGAAAUCAGGUGAUGAGAUUUCGUUUAAUCAAUCUUGGGAUGCAGACGAUAGUAAUUCGACGUAUUUGUAUCGCACGCCAAUCGGUUUAUAACAACCAUGUUGGGGAGACCUCUUCCAUCGAGUUUUCUAGCCGAUAUCCUCAGAUUUUUCACCCUUUCAACGCACAAUCAACCGAGUUUGAAAAGAAUGAAAGCUUAGAAGAGGGUGAUUACGCGUCAAUUGACGAAAAUGUAGGCUUGGUGCGUUUGCUUCCACGCUGUAGUUCUUCUGAGGCUUCUGUUGGGAACUUCUCGAAUUAUGCCACUGUAGAGUUGCCUUCAGAAAUACUUGAAAAGUGCGUGGACGCGACGAGGGAGUUGUAUUUUGAUAUUAUUUUAAAUGGCGUCAAGGACGAUCCUAAGGAAUCCAAUACAGUGGUUUUGAACUCCGAAGGACAACAACGUAAUCAACGAUAUUUGGGUUUAGCGAUUGACGUCCUUACUUUUCUUGACGUAAGUUUUUUAAGAAAUGGUGAGAAUACCAUAUCAUCUAAAUCUAUUAAUGGCUAUCAUGCAAUAUCGUUUGGAAAUACCAUUGUCUGGUAA
Molecule: messenger RNA, 2148 nt
Organism: Phytomonas sp. Hart1
Lineage: Eukaryota; Euglenozoa; Kinetoplastea; Trypanosomatida; Trypanosomatidae
Source: the annotation of a GenBank genome assembly